Conger conger (European conger) is the source of this 2828-nucleotide messenger RNA. It is a transcript of the gene pus1, whose product is annotated as pseudouridine synthase 1. Gene Ontology annotation, biological process: mRNA pseudouridine synthesis; tRNA pseudouridine synthesis. The transcript is spliced from 5 exons. Gene Ontology annotation, molecular function: RNA binding; pseudouridine synthase activity. Gene Ontology annotation, cellular component: nucleus. NCBI's taxonomy places the organism in Eukaryota, Metazoa, Chordata, Actinopteri, Anguilliformes, Congridae. The coding region runs from base 294 to 1661 and encodes 455 amino acids. The record is from RefSeq and is a predicted model, not a curated record.
GUUGCCGGAAGCGAAUUACACAGGCGAAACCAUACGGUUGUGUGGACGUAUCUGUUAACUAUCUGUAUUCAGAUAACACCAAGCUGGCUAUAUUUGUGUUUGGGAUCCGCAGGUUUUCGCAGAAUUUGCCUCUGUGUGCUUGCCGGCGGUGUGUCUCCUAGAGAAGGAAUUAAUAGGCUGCUCCUUAUUAUCUAGGCAGUGCAUUUUCCCUGCAAGUACAUCUGUCGGGUAGCCAGUCUGUCGGCGCAGGCAUCACACUGUUCAGCUGACAAGGCUGAAGAUUUGACGUUAACAUGAUUAAAUUACGACCGCUUUUGAGUACUUUGUCAAGCGUACGAAUGCCGCUUGUCGCCAAUAACAAACGUUGGUCUGACAAGUGUAAGCACCUACGGUGUUUUCAAACGGCCGGUAAGAUGAAUCCAGAGCAGCAUCCGAACGAUCGGCCGUCGGGGGCGAACGAGCUGCUGAAAAGGGGCGCUGAAAGCGAAGGUAACGCGGAGGACGCUGCGAUACACGCAGAAAAGAAACAGAAGGUUUGCGAGGAUCAGCCCCGCAACGAGAAGAAAUUCAGUCAAAGAAAAGUUGUCCUUCUCCUGGCGUACUCGGGCAAAGGGUAUUAUGGCAUGCAGAGAACUGGCUGUUCCCAGUUUACAGCGAUCGAAGACGAACUGGUUCCGGCCCUUGUGAAGUCGGGAUGUAUUCCAGAGAAUCAUGGUCAGGACAUGAAGAGCAUGUCAUUUCAGAGAUGUGCAAGGACAGACAAGGGAGUGUCAGCGGCAGGGCAAGUGGUGUCUCUGAAGCUGUGGCUGAUUGAUGAUGCCGUGGACAAGAUUAACGCUCAACUACCAGAACAGAUUAGAGUGUUAGGCCUGAGACGAGUGACCGCUAGCUUUGACUCUAGGAAGUGCUGUGACGCCCGGACGUACUCCUACCUGCUCCCAACCAUCGCCUUCGCGCCCAAAGAUCUGGUCCACAACGACACCAGCUACCGUCUGGGGAGCGAGGGCCUCCAGAGGGUCAACCAGCUGUUCUCCCACUUCAAGGGCUCCCACAACUUCUACAACUUCACCUCCCAGAAGGCCUGGCAGGAUGACAGCGCCCGCCGCUACAUCAUGGACAUGGCCUGCGACGAGCCCUUCGUGCACGACGACGCCGAGUUCUCCGUCGUCAAGGUGACGGGCCAGAGCUUCAUGAUGCACCAGAUCCGCAAGAUGGUGGGGCUGGUGAUCACAGUGGCCAAGGGCUACGCCGGCGAAGAGGUGAUGGAGAGGUGCUGGGGCGAGAAGAGGGUGGACAUCCCCAAGGCUCCAGGGCUGGGGCUGGUGCUGGAGCGCGUGCACUUCCCUAACUACAACCGCCGCUUCGGCGGGGAUGGCCUGCACGAGCCGCUGGACUGGAGCCGGGAGGAGGGCGCCAUUGCCGCCUUCAAGGAGCGCCACAUCUACCCCGCCAUCCUGCGGACAGAGCGGGAGGAGAGGGCCAUGGAGGCUUGGAUGAGCAUGCUGCCCAAUCACGACUUCCAGUCCACCAUUUCCAAGGCAGAGCACGGGAAAGACGUACUGCAAAAUGGCUGCCAUGCAUCAGCAGGGUGGGCACUACACAUUGAUGGAGGCGAGUUUCUCCCUCAUCACUGUAAAGCGUCUACAAAAAGCGAUUUAUAAAUGCAUCUAAUUACGUAUAGUAUUAUCUAUCUAUCUACCUGUCUGUCUGGCAGCCUGGCACUGCUUUGGAAUAGUACUUCAAAUCAUAUCAGAUGGAAUCUCUCUGGUCUGCAACAGUUGCCAAAACAAAAUGGCCCAACUCAAAGUACAGUAAUUUGCACAUUUUGUUCUUUGGGGAAAAAUGCAGUAUUUAUACAGAAAUACAGUGAAUUUCUUUAUUAGCCGUACUAGCUGGUUGUUAAGAGUUCUCACCAUGAAGUAGUGUGUGUGUGUGUGUGUGUGUUUGUGUUUGUUUAUAUAUAGCUGCUAUAUUGACUUGUUUUUUUUCCCCCCCUGAAGGAUGAAGAUAAAAAUGACCAUUCUUGUGAAACGACAAACCAGCUGAUUCUCUGAAGUUUUGAGGAGAAACCACCUUAGCAGGUUUCUUCCCUUGAAAUGAAUUCAGACCUGAGGGGUGUCUGGUGUGAACUUCAUACUGUUGAGAAAAUCCCUCAGAAAUUGAACAAUGAACUUCUUGGAUAAGCAGCCAUGAUUUUUUUUUUUAUCAGAACUGUACUAUAAUAAGCUGUUUUGCUAAUAUAAGCAUCUUGACCUGUUUUAAUUUGUACUUCAACAUUGUACAUUUAGUAGAGAAGGACAUGACCUUACCAAUGAAGAUGGCUGGAAAACCAUUUGAAAAACACGCUAAACAUUGUGUGGCUUUCAAUCUCACCAUUUAUUUAGUUUUCAUUUUCAUUUAUCGUUUGUCUUGGUGAAUUCCACUGGGAUAAAAUCUGUUGAAGGCCUUGGACAUUUUUCUGUGAGAUUUUAAAGUAAUGUGGCUUUGAUAAAUCUGAGGUUUGUACGGUCUUCCAUUUUAAUUGGCUGUAUAAAAGAACAUGCCUACUUUUUUUUCUCAUUUCUGAACAGCUGUGUUCUCAGGCACUUGAAAAUGUAUUUUUAAUUAUUGUGUAUUUACAUACAUUCUGUUGGGAUUCAAGGUGAAUUAAAAAAAAAAGAAAAAAAGAAAAUUCAUGUUGGAGACCAAGAUUUACCCUGUGAUCCCAUUGCAUGCACAUAAAACAAAAUGUAAAACAACCCAAAUUACCUCUAUUUGACUGUACAAAGUUCAAGUGGAUGACAUUAUUUGUGUCUUUUUUCCAAUAAAUUGUGAGAAGGUAGUGCUUA